Rotaria sp. Silwood1 is the source of this 2468-nucleotide messenger RNA. The record is from the annotation of a GenBank genome assembly. Lineage: Eukaryota; Metazoa; Rotifera; Eurotatoria; Philodinida; Philodinidae.
AUGAUGAUCAUAUUAUUAUUUUGGAAUCUGCGAUGGUUAGUUUUACUCUCUAUAUUUGGACAACUCGACGGACAAUUUGAAGAAGAAACUUGGCCUUUAUCAAACUCAUCUACCAUCCGACUAUUAGGCCUUUUUCAAGAUAAAGUAAACGGAUAUCAAUCUAUUGAAUUUUCUAGUCAUUGUCGCGCUAUGUUUAAAGCAGCAGUCAUACUUUCUCAGCAAUAUGGUAUAAAAAUUGACGGGAAAUUCAUAGAAUGGCAAGUAGCAGAAACUCAUGCUAAAGCAAUAAAUGCUAUGAGUAGUGCAUGUGAAGCCUUAUCUGCUUAUAACAUUAUUGGCAUUGUGGGUCCAGUAUUGUCAAGAGAAAUUCCUAUUAUUGCUGAGUUUGGCGACAAAGUUCGAAUACCUGUUAUAUCACACGCUGCAACAGAUCCUAAUUUAUCUGAUCGAACAACUUAUCCGGCUUUCUAUCGUACAGUUCCUUCUGACAAUAAUGCAGCGAUAGCAAUUGUAAAACUGUUUCUUCGAUUUAAUUGGACUUCAUGUAUAAUUAUUCAUCAAAAUGAUGCCUAUGGAUUGAGCGGUGUAAAAGCAAUAACUGAAGCAUUCGCUCAUAAUGGUUUCAUAGUUACAAAUACAUUAGUAUUUGAUAUAUCAAAAAAAACAAUUGUUAUAUUAUGGGCUGAAGCAAGUUAUAUAUCUUCAAUUUUACUAGAUACACUUUAUUCUGAUGUACUUGGUCCACAUUUCACAUGGAUAUUAAGUUCAAGUGUUUCAUUAUACAUUUACGAUGAUAUAUCUAUUCAGAAAUUAAUUGGAAUACUUACUGUUGAGCCUACAGUAGGAAAUGUUUUCCAUGCACCAACUAAUACAACAUUAUUAAAAGAAGCCUAUAACAUUUGGAAACAGUAUGAACCUAUAACGUUUCCUAACUCGAGUGAUGUAGAUUAUUACGCAUUAUUUGCAUUUGAUGCAACAUGGACAUUGAUUAAAUCAUUAAAAGAAUUUUGUUCAAGAAAUAUUGAUAAUUCUUCUUCAUGUAUAUCGUUUCUCAAUGCUUCAUCUUGUUUUGAUCGUCAGUUUCUCGAUAACUCUUUAUAUUUCAAUAUAAUUGAUAAUAUGACAUUUCUUGGUGUAUCAGGUCCUGUACAAUUUAGUAGUAAUGUAACAGAUCGAAUCAAUGGUUGUUAUUAUAUUGCAAAAAACUAUCAAUAUUAUUCGAAUGGACUAAAUUUUGUACCAAUAUUGAGAUACUCUGAUCAUGAUGGUUGGGAAGAAUAUUCUGAAACACGUGCUAUUGUUUGGCCGGGUAAUUCAUUAAUAUCUCCUACUGGUCAUGCACAACUUGCUGGUGUUAAAUUAAGAAUUGGUGUUAUUGAAUCAGAUCCAUUCACAAUUGUUACAACGGUAAUGAAUGAAUUUGGACAGAAUAUAACGAAAUUCAUUGGUUAUAUACCUGAUCUUAUCGACCAUCUGCAAAAGAAGAUGAAAUUUAUUGCAAAUAUUGAGUUAAUAUCAAAUCGAACAUAUUCUUCAUUAGGAGAACUAAUAGAAAACGGUGUUUAUGAUAUAAUAGUAGGUGAUGUGACAGUUACUGCAGUAAGAAGAGAAAAAGUUGGAUUUUCACAAGCAAUAUUUGAAAAUUCUUUACGCAUUGUUAUGCGAAAAACUCCUGAUGUUCAGAUCGAUCCCUUGGCAUUCUUGAAACCAUUCACACUUAGUCUUUGGUUAUUGAUCUUGGGUACUACUAUUAUGACUGGUAUUUUAAUCUGUUUAUUAGAGAGACAAAAAAAUCAAAAACGACAAAAACAAUCAAUAAUGAAUGUGUGUGCAAUGGCUAUGUGGUAUAGUUUCGGUAAUCUUAUUGGAUUUGGUGCAGAUUUUGAUGUUAAAACAGUUGGUGGACGUUUAUUAACUGCUGGCUUAUAUCUCUUAUGUUUAGUAUUAGUUGCAUCAUACACUGCAAACUUAACGUCUGAUUUAACAGUAGCAAAGUCGAAGAAUGUUAUUUCUGGAAUCGAUGACAUUAAAAGUGGUAAAAUACCAUUCAAUCGUAUUGGUAUUCUUAUUGGUACAGCAAGUGAAGAAUUUUAUUUAAGAGAAAUCUCUAGUAGUAGUCGAAAUUUUUAUCCAUUAAAAUCUCGAAAAGAAAUGUAUGAUAGUUUAGUAAAUAAUCUGAUCGAUGUAACCUUUAAUGAUGUAGGCGUUGCUGAAUAUAUGACUAAUAAUAUCUAUUGUAAUGCAACAUUACUUGGUGAAGAUUUUAAUAAAGGUGUCUUUGGUAUUAUUACACCUAAACAAUGGUUAUAUGGACAAGAUUUAGAUGUUCAUAUAUUAUCCUUAAAAGAAUCAGGUGAUCUUGAUAAUUUGCGACGCACAUGGUUUCACAUAAAGAAAUGUCCUGAUUCAUCAACAACAUCGAUUGCGAUUGGCAUUGAAUCAUUGAUUGGGUUGUUUAUAAUGUUUGG